CAAAACUGCAUAUACAAAACAUUAGAUUUUAUUGUUCUAUGCUUUCGGAAUAAUACUUACUUAUAUUAUACAUUAAUAUUUUCUCACAAUAGGAUAACUCAAAUUAAUCAGUUAAGAAGUUGUUUCACGUUCCAAGAACAAUUUAAAGCACAAUGGGAAAAGUUUUCCUUGAGCAUCUUGGAGGUAAAAAAAUUUAUACUUGUCAUAAUUGCGACGCUUAUUUAACAAACAAAGAAGAACUUAUAAGCACUCGAUUCACUGGUGCUACUGGUAGAGCUUAUCUUUUUAAGAGGGUUGUAAAUUUGACUCAUAGUAACGUACAAGAUCGUGUUAUGUUAACUGGACGUCAUAUGGUACGAGACGUUAUGUGCAAAAAUUGUGCCAAUAAGCUUGGUUGGAUGUAUGAAUUUGCAACAGAUGAUUCUCAAAAGUACAAAGAAGGUAGAGUAAUUUUAGAGCAUGCCCUAAUAUCUGAAUCAGAAGGAUUUGAAGACUUAUACGAAAAAAUGCCAGGAAAUAAUUAUCACCAUUAAAUUAAAAAUUAUUUUAUAUGUAUUACAAUACAUAGUUACGUUAUUAA
This is a messenger RNA of Condylostylus longicornis, 580 nucleotides long. RefSeq names its product protein yippee-like 5 (gene Yippee). The record is from RefSeq and is a predicted model, not a curated record. NCBI's taxonomy places the organism in Eukaryota, Metazoa, Arthropoda, Insecta, Diptera, Dolichopodidae. The coding region runs from base 153 to 533 and encodes 126 amino acids. The transcript has 3 exons.